AAACGACAACAACAAUAUGUCAACAAACACCGCUGUGAACUUACCUUUGAAGAAGGGGAUAAAGUUCUAGUAAAUGUAAUUAAUAUCAAUGAUCCUAUCUAUCCUGUCUUCCAUGUAUCAAUGUUAAAACCUUAUAAAGAAAAUCUAACUGACUUUAACCGUGACCUGUCACCACCACCAGAAAUUAUUCCUGAAACCAAUGAAGAGGAAUAUGAAGUAGAAACAAUUUUGGACAAGAAACUAAUGCAUAGAAAACUCUUCUACCUGGUCAAAUGA
This is a messenger RNA of Dentiscutata erythropus, 276 nucleotides long. The record is from the annotation of a GenBank genome assembly. NCBI's taxonomy places the organism in Eukaryota, Fungi, Glomeromycota, Glomeromycetes, Diversisporales, Gigasporaceae.